AUGUCUUCCGACACUCCAACACGAAGGACGUUCACCUACAAGACUGUCGACAAGCUGGAAAUUCCGCUCGAUCUGUACCUUCCCAAAGACGCCAAAGAUGUGCCCAUCCUUGUCUGGUUCCAUGGUGGCGGUCUUCUACAAGGCAAGCGAAACAGCGUCACGCCACACAUGUUGCGCGCCGUGACCAAGUACAACAUUGCCCUCGUCUCAGCCGACUAUCGCCUCGCUCCUCAGGUUGGCGUUGCAGAGAUCUACGAGGAUGUCAAGGACUGCAUCGCUUUCAUUCGCAAGGAUCUUCCAAAGCGGGCAGGUGAAGGCGUUGUCAAUGUUGAGAGACUCGCUGUCAGCGGCAGCUCCGCUGGCGGCUAUCUGGCUCUCCUUGCCGGACUCUACGUCGAGCCAAAGCCAAUGGCCAUCCUGCCUAUCUACCCGAUCACGGAUCCAUUCGGACUAUUCUUCACGACUUCUCAGCCACCCGCUCUGGGCGGAGGCGAACCAGAUAUGGAGGGCGUCAAGCCGUACGCAGACAUCACGGCUGAGGUGGUAGCCAAUAAUGAGCCUGACAGCAAGCGUUCGCAAAUGUAUGGAUACAUGCUCAAGUCGGCGAAUCUGGCCCAGCUCCUGCAUAUGAAGUCUGGCGAAAACACUUGGAGAGUACCGCGCAUGAUUUACGACCGCGGUCUCCCGCCUGCCUACAUCGUGCAUGGAGAUGUCGAUAGUGCUGUGGGAAUCGAGCAGGCGGAUGAAGUCGUUGGGAUCAUGGUUGGGUUGGGCAUGCAAGUGCAGUACGAGCGGUUACAUGAUGUCGAGCAUAUCUUUGACAAGGAGGAAAACGUGCAAAUGGAGAAGAUGUAUGAGUUCAUGAUGAAGCACCUCUAA
This is a messenger RNA of Recurvomyces mirabilis, 879 nucleotides long. RefSeq lists its product as uncharacterized. The transcript has a single exon. The record is from RefSeq and is a predicted model, not a curated record. Lineage: Eukaryota; Fungi; Ascomycota; Dothideomycetes; Mycosphaerellales; Teratosphaeriaceae. Bases 1 to 879 code for a protein of 292 amino acids.